AGAACUGUGUGUGUGUGUGUAUGUGUGUGUGUGUGUGUGUGUGUGUUUUUUGAGUCAAUCAUUUUCCGAAAAAGGGCGUCCUCCUCCCUCCUCGCUGCCUUUUUCUCAUGUGUGUCUCCCCGGAGGAAGGGGCGGUCUCAGCGCCGCAGCAGAUCCGGAAUUAGAAGGUGUUCGCACGGCUCGGCUCUGCUCGAACGUUCGGUGGUUGGGCGGUUCGGUUCCACAGGAGAGCUGACGGCGGAGGGAACAGAAACGGCACUAGCUCAGACACAUUUCAUUAAAAAAAGAAGAAAAGAAAAAAGAAAGAGGGGAAGGAAGGGAGAAGCCGGGUGGACUGAAAGUGUCGACCGAGGGAGGGACGACGAACCUGGGGCAGAAGAAGAGGAGUUAAAAAAAGAAGAAGAAAUAAAAGUAGAAGCAAAUAAAUAAAGGAGAAGAUGCCUCUGGCUCAGUUGGCGGAUCCCUGGCAGAAGAUGCCUCUGGGGGGGACAGCUGCAGAGGACGUGCAUCACGAUCCCGAGGACUCAGUGGGCGAAGACGACCAGAUGCCCGCCAUCACCGAUGACGUGCCAAUCAAGGAGAUCAAUAUCACUCAUCACGUGAAGGAGGGAUCAGAGAAGGCCGACCCGCGACAGUUCGAGCUCCGCAAAGUCCUGGGACAAGGUUCUUUUGGCAAGGUGUUCCUGGUGAGGAAGGUCACAGGGCCAGACGCCGGUCAGCUGUACGCCAUGAAGGUCCUGAAGAAAGCUACGCUAAAAGUGCGUGACCGGGUCAGGACAAAGAUGGAGAGAGACAUCCUGGUGGAGGUCAACCAUCCCUUCAUCGUCAAACUGCACUACGCGUUUCAGACGGAGGGGAAGCUCUACCUGAUCCUGGACUUCCUCCGAGGAGGAGAUCUCUUCACCCGUCUCUCUAAGGAGGUGAUGUUCACAGAGGAGGACGUGAAGUUUUACCUGGCAGAGCUCGCGCUGGCCCUCGACCACCUGCACAGCCUGGGCAUCAUUUACAGAGACCUCAAGCCAGAGAACAUCCUGCUCGAUGAGGAGGGACACAUCAAGCUGACCGACUUUGGCCUCAGUAAGGAGUCGAUAGACCACGAGAACAAGGCCUACUCCUUCUGUGGGACGGUGGAGUACAUGGCUCCCGAGGUGGUGAACAGGCGGGGACACACGCACAGCGCCGACUGGUGGUCGUACGGCGUGCUCAUGUUCGAGAUGCUGACGGGAACGCUGCCGUUUCAAGGCAAAGACCGGAAAGAGACGAUGACCAUGAUCCUCAAGGCCAAGUUGGGAAUGCCACAGUUUUUGAGUUCAGAAGCUCAAAGUCUCCUCAGGAACCUUUUCAAACGCAACCCUGGCAACAGAUUAGGAGCUGGACCAGACGGUGUGGAGGAGAUCAAGAGGCAUCAGUUCUUCAGCACCAUCGACUGGAACAAGCUCUUCCGCAGAGAGAUCCCCCCUCCCUUCAAACCGGCUUCAGGACGACCUGACGACACUUUCUAUUUCGAUCCAGAGUUCACAGCUAAAACACCCAGAGACUCUCCGGGGGUUCCUCCCAGUGCAAACGCCCAUCAGCUGUUCAGGGGAUUCAGUUUUGUGGCCAUAACAGAAGAGGACACACAACCUCUACCCAGUACUAUUGUACAGCAGCUGCACAGAAGCACAUCCCAGUUCUCAGACGCCUACGAGAUCGAAGAGGACAUCGGAGUCGGGUCCUACUCCAUCUGUAAGCGCUGCGUACACAAAGGAAGCGGCAUGGAGUACGCAGUCAAGAUCAUCAACAAGGCCAAGAGGGACCCGACGGAGGAGGUGGAGAUCCUGCUGAGAUACGGACAACAUCCCAACAUCAUCACCCUCAAGGACGUGUACGACGACGGCCGGUCGGUGUUUUUGGUGACGGAGCUGAUGAAAGGAGGCGAGCUGCUGGAUAAAAUCCUCCGACAGAAGUUUUUCUCUGAGAGAGAAGCCAGCGCUGUUCUCUACACCAUCACCAAGACGCUGGAGUACCUGCAUGUGCAGGGGGUGGUGCACAGAGACCUGAAGCCCAGUAACAUCCUCUACAUGGACGAGAGCGGGAACGCCGAGUCCAUCAGGAUCUGCGACUUUGGUUUCGCCAAACAGCUGAGAGCAGAGAACGGGCUGCUCAUGACGCCGUGUUACACUGCCAACUUUGUGGCGCCCGAGGUGUUGAAGAAGCAGGGUUACGAUGCAGCCUGUGACAUCUGGAGUCUGGGAGUCCUGCUCUACACAAUGCUAACGGGUUUCACUCCCUUCGCUAACGGUCCGGAGGACACGCCGGAGGAGAUUUUGGCUCGCAUCGGCAGCGGGAAGUUCUCGCUCACUGGAGGAUACUGGAACUCUGUCUCUGCUGAGGCUAAGGACCUGGUGUCCAAGAUGCUGCACGUUGACCCUCACCGGCGGCUGACGGCAGGUCAGGUCCUCCGACACCCCUGGGUGACGCACCGAGACCAGCUGCCCAAAUACACCCUCAACAGACAGGACGCACCGCACCUUGUCAAGGGUGCGAUGGCCGCCACCUACUCGGCGCUCAGCAGGAACGUGCCUCCGGUCCUGGAGCCGGUGGGCUGCUCCACCCUGGCCCAGCGGAGGGGACUGAAGAAGAUCACCUCCACCGCUCUGUGACCUUUAACCUCCCUCACCUCCUUUAAACUCUGACCUCGAUCUGACCUCCUGCCGGACCUUCUUCCUCCUCUUCCUCCUCUUCUCUCUGUCCGGUCCGGUCCGGGGGGGGACAGGCUACUGAUGGACCCAGGAACUGCUAACGCCAAAUAGGAACACAGAGACCACCGCGCCCCCCCCCUGCUGCCACCCCUGCCCUCUGUCCCGCACCUUAACAGACUCUUCUCAGCUUUAGCGCCACUGAUCGACAGCCGGAACCGCGCCGGACUGAAAACCCGUUCCCGUCUUUGCUUCGGACAAUCAGCGCGGCGCCUCGUAGACCCGGACGCAGAGCGCACGCGCAUCAGGGGGGGAAAAAAAAGAAAAAAGUACUGUAUUUAUUUACUUCAGACGGGGGAAAUCUGAACAUAGGAACACAGUAAUCUAAUGUAUGCAUUUAAAGAGAUAGGAUCCUUAUUAUUAUACUGUCGUCAUGGUUCUGCGUAGCUGUAGGUCCCGUAUUUAAACCUCAAGUAGCCUCUGAGAUCACGGCGCCGACAGAGAAGGACGGCUCGGCUUUAACACGUCGCUUUGCAGAACAAGAGAAAUCCAGACGUAGGGAAAGGGAAGUCUGAUAACAAGCUUUUUACUCGAAUGUAAGUUCUCACUUGAUGUUUUUGGGAUACAGAAAAAAAGUCUCUCGGGAUCAUGCUUUUGUUUUGAAAGUGAUUUAUUUUGUACAUCUCUCACACACAGAGACUUCCUGUUCCUGUUUAUGUGCAAAAAAAAAACAGCACUAACGUCUGAUUGGUUUGUCUCAACAUUUUGCUCAUUAAUCGAGAAGUC
Perca fluviatilis (European perch) is the source of this 3464-nucleotide messenger RNA. It is a transcript of the gene rps6ka3b, whose product is annotated as ribosomal protein S6 kinase, polypeptide 3b. The record is from RefSeq and is a predicted model, not a curated record. NCBI's taxonomy places the organism in Eukaryota, Metazoa, Chordata, Actinopteri, Perciformes, Percidae. Gene Ontology annotation, molecular function: ribosomal protein S6 kinase activity; magnesium ion binding; ATP binding. The transcript is spliced from 22 exons. Gene Ontology annotation, biological process: protein phosphorylation; intracellular signal transduction. Bases 438 to 2642 code for a protein of 734 amino acids.